AAAGCAGGCAGCGUGCCCUGUUGGUUCCUGUUUUAGUGUAGGUUACAUUCAUGUCAGUUCAAGGCCAGCAGUUUUAGUCUAAAUUGUUGAGUUAUAGUAAUCUGCGUCGUUAUUCUACAGGGACAUCGAUGAAACCGCAGUCCCUCAGUUGCAGAAAUUUAACCAGUUAUCGUCAGUUUAGCAGUCCGCUAGCUAACGUGACGUUUCACUGAGGUUUGCUGAGACACUUGACGCAUCCUUUCAACUGUAUUGCCGCAGUGGUACAGCCCUUAACCCAGCAUGCACCCUGACCUGUCACCUCACCUCCACACAGACGAGUGUAAUGAAUUGAUAACUCACCUGAGGCAGUGCCACACGGAGCACAAUGUCCUGAAGUUCUUUGGCACGUGUAACGACAUGGACCGCGCUAUGCGUCGGUGCCUAAAGAAAGAGAGGCUGGAGAAGCGGGAGCGCAACAAGCAGCUUGCACAAGAGAUGAGGCAGAAGCUGAAAGGAAAGCCCAUGCAGCAGCUCUGAAGGACAUGUUCACUGCCACGCCACUAUUCUGAUAAUGGGACAUUGAUUUCAGAACGACACGGUGAAACAUGCCUCCCGUGGUGUUUGUAUGUCAAGAGGAAUGGUUAUGACUUCUGAGUGUUUGUUAAUUCAGAAGAGUCUGGAUUAAAUUAGCAUUGAAAGAUCUCAAGUGGGUCUGUUAGUACUACAACUACUGUUGAUAUUAUUUGAUCACAAUGUGAGUAAAAGCCAGGGUUAUUUAAAUGUUGAGAUCAAAUACCAUAAUGGGUAAGCUGCAUAGCUUACUCCUUACGUGAGCCCUCCUCGUACGACCUGCAAGGACUAAAACUUACGAGAACAUUUAAAAAAACAACAGCAUCUAGUACUUUGGAUCAAAGAUUGCGGUUGGGUAUCAUCAUUUAUUCCCCCUCUGCAGCUCCAUCAAGGAGAUAAGUGUAGCUGCUGGCAGAAUCUUGUCAUCAAACAAUAUUUAUGUUGGAAGGACACAGGAAUAUUCUUCUAGCUGUUUUUUGUAUUCAUGGAAAUGGGAAGUCAAUUUCAGGGUAUCAGAUGCACGUAAUAAGGACCCAAAUCUGGAUGGCCAGUUCUGUGUUUUACUCUCAAAGUGAACAUACACCCAUGGACAUGCAUAUCGAACACACUCAUUAAUGUGUGAAGGUUUACUUGAAAUGGGAACUGUAUUAAAUUCUGUUUUAAUAAAGUUAAAUAAUCAGUAAGUUUAAGAAUCAA
This is a messenger RNA of Pseudoliparis swirei, 1245 nucleotides long. It is a transcript of the gene cmc2, whose product is annotated as C-x(9)-C motif containing 2. The transcript is spliced from 4 exons. Gene Ontology annotation, cellular component: mitochondrion. The record is from RefSeq and is a predicted model, not a curated record. NCBI's taxonomy places the organism in Eukaryota, Metazoa, Chordata, Actinopteri, Perciformes, Liparidae. The coding region runs from base 280 to 516 and encodes 78 amino acids.